This is a messenger RNA of Manis javanica (Malayan pangolin), 2505 nucleotides long. It is a transcript of the gene POLR3K, whose product is annotated as RNA polymerase III subunit K. Gene Ontology annotation, cellular component: RNA polymerase III complex. The record is from RefSeq and is a predicted model, not a curated record. Lineage: Eukaryota; Metazoa; Chordata; Mammalia; Pholidota; Manidae. Gene Ontology annotation, molecular function: nucleic acid binding; zinc ion binding. Gene Ontology annotation, biological process: DNA-templated transcription; termination of RNA polymerase III transcription.
GCGCACCCGCGGGACGCCUGCCGCAGUGCCUGCUGGGAGGGCCGCAGGGGCUGCCGGGAGUCCGCGGCAGAUCCCGGCGGCGCGAUGCUGCUCUUCUGCCCGGGCUGCGGGAACGGGCUGAUCGUGGAGGAGGGGCAGCGCUGCCACCGCUUCGCCUGCAACACCUGCCCCUACGUACACAAUAUCACCCGCAAGGUAACAAAUCGGAAAUACCCAAAGCUGAAAGAAGUGGACGAUGUGCUCGGUGGAGCAGCUGCGUGGGAGAAUGUUGACUCUACUGCGGAGCCAUGUCCCAAAUGCGAGCAUCCUCGUGCAUACUUCAUGCAGCUUCAGACCCGCUCUGCAGACGAGCCGAUGACCACCUUCUACAAGUGCUGCAGUGCUCAGUGUGGACACCGCUGGAGGGACUAGGGCCAGGCUGGCCCAACUAUGUCGUUGUCUUCCUAUCUCAUUCCCCAUAUUUUAGUGUGCUCUCUGUGUCCUGAGGGUCGUUUUCCUGGUGUGACAGGAAGCUAACCCUUUUAGGGUCUCCUAGUGUAGCUAGCAAGGGUGUUGGGAAAUGUAUCCCAUCUACUACUCAGUGGAUGAGCUCAUUAAUGUCCAGGGAGGUUGUGAGUUGGGGGAGGAGUAUCCAUAACUAAGCGCUCCGUUUAAGGUCCUGCUUGCUCACCUUGGGCAGUGGACAUCCCCCCACCAUCUACCAUUACUCUGGAAUAUUUAAAUUGUGUGCAGAGCCAGUAAAGGAAAAGUUAUUCAUUCAGUACAUUAGAAAUCUCUAAGUAUUUAACUGUUUAUUGCAAACUUAUUUAUUCAAGAUCUAUUCUGAAUAUUUAAUUAAAAUGAGAAGUCGUAUAUUGUGUUCUCAGGUGAAUGCCUCAGGUAGGCAUCCAACUGCAAAUCACCAUUCCAGAAUCAGCUCCUGUACUCACAGCAAACUGGUGAUAGAAUUGCUGAUAAGGUAGAUUUUGAUUUAUCAUUUCUAUCCCUGUUUCAUAGGAUUACAGUCUAUUUAUAGGAUACUGUGUUUUCAUACUUUGUACUUUCUCUGUUCAUCUUUCCACUCUAAAAGAACACCUUUGACUAGGUGGGGCUAGGGUCUAGGUUAUCAGUGGGUGAACUUCUUGCUCACGGCCUUGGAAUUAAUUUGUUUUCCAAUUAAUUAAUAAUGAAAUUUCACUAAUGAAACCACAGGACUUAAAUUUGUGUUUUUGAUACAGAUCUUUACUUUUUGGAGGCACUUGGUUUCUUUCCCAGAAAUGAUUAAUCUUUAAAGUUUGACAUGAUUGUUUUCAUAUUGCUGUAACAGGUCCUGAGCCAUUAUAUAUAACUGGUUUUAUUUCAGAAUAGUUCCAGUGUUAACAAAUGUGAUUUUAUCAGGUGGGUGUUAUCUUUAGCUAAUCUUUUCCUUAUGCCGUUAGUUUUAUUUCCUUAGGUGGCAACCUUGCCAUUUGCCUUUGUUGCUGAGGCAGCUUGGAUUGGGGGUGAGGGUCACACACCCUGCAGUCAGCCUCCGGUCUGCACCGUAGCUAUGAGAGCUUGGUGAAAUUUCUGAACCUCUGCCUUCGUUUCCUCAUGUGUAAAUGGAGAUAAUAAUAUUCUAUUUCAGGGGUUUCUAAGCUUUGGUAAGAAGCCAGAUAGUAAAUAUUUUGGACUUUGUGGGGCAGGAGCCAAACUGUAGGAAAACACAAGCAAACAGACUUCCACAAUUUUCUUACAGAGAAAAUCGAAAAUUUCUCAUAGUAAGUUAGUAUAGUAUUCUGUCAAGCGGGUUUUUUGUUCCAGGAUUUCUUCCCUUUCCACCCCUUUUUCUCUCUACUUGUGGAAUCAUGGUGUGGGUUGUGUGGUCUGCUUAUCUUGGGUUAGUAAAUUCUAGCUUCGAAAAGGUGGGAGGGACACUGACAGACCAAGAGAAGGAAGCUCUCUUGAUUAGGUUGCUAGAAAAGGGAUGGCUCCAGGGAGUAUAAAAGUAUGUGGUCGUAAUAGGUAAGACCUAGGCUAAGCUGUUUGAAGUUUAACUAGUAGACAGAAGUGUGAUUAUGUCUCUGGUCAUUCCUAAGGUGUUUUCGUGGGCUUUAGCCCUUGCUUCCAUCUUUCUGUGGGUCCUGGCUUUCUCAGUCUCCAAAGAGCUGCAGCUCUGGGGUGUCCACACCAUGCCCAGGAUGUAUUAAUGCACAGAACACAGGUGCACACUCACACAUAAAAGUAUGCACACUGAAAUGUGACCUUAUUUGGUACCCCAAAGAACAUACAGCCAAGAAGCAUAUGAAAAGAUGCUUAUCAUCACUAAUAAGGAAGUGUCAAUUAAAAACAACAUUGCAAUGUGUUUUCCUAUCAGAUUGCCAAAGAAUAAAAAGAUUGCUGAUGUGUACCGCUAGGGAGGGUUGCCUGCAUUCUCACAGUUCUGGGGGAGUAGAAGAAGGUAUAUUUUUGGAGGACCACUUGACUAUCUAUCAAUAUUUUAAAAUGCUGAGCCUUAGACCCCACAGUUCCAUCCCCAGCAAUUUU